ACAUGUGCUGCCAUUCGAUUCGAGGACCAGCACUCCGAGCACACGUUUUUCGGCUUUCUAGAAAUAAUUCGGCUACAAUUCAAACCGUGAAGUGAUUUCUUCCUAUUUUUUUUUGUGUGCACAGCUCUUGUAAUUCGAGGAUUUGGUCAUCGCGAGUGCGGGUGAUUAAGCAGGCAGCUCCGAUUGCCAGAGUUUUGCGCAUGCAUGGCAACACUGCCGCACGCCGGCCAUGUUAUUGUGAUUUGUAAAAGGUGGAACGUAGACACGUGUUUAAUUCGUGCAGCUCUUUAGCGUUGAGAAAACGACAGUAAUUCGCCAGCAAAUAAGCAAAAACAAUACACAACUCGCGUGUGCAGUAGAUAGCAUUGAAAGCACCCAAAGAUAGUGAGCAAAAUAAGUUACCCAAGCGGUUCACAAAGAUCUUUCAAUAUUCAGCGAAAAUGGUAUCCGGUCGUCCUCUACUCUACCUCUCACUGCCCGGUGUAGCAUUUAUACUCGGCGUCUUUUGGUUUCGGCGUAGAUAUAAAAAUUGUUUAGACAAGCCCGACGACGAGGACUCAUCGGCCAUCAAUGACUCGUCGAUUGAACCCACUGUGCAGGCGCGCAAGUCCAACGGAGUCCUGCAGAAUGGCAAGCUGCCGCAGCAGCCGGCCAGCAAGUCGAUGAACAUCAACGGAACUUUAGUUAACGGAAGCGGUAGCGGAUGUAGCAGUGAUGAGAAGGACAGUCCCACUACCAUGUUGUAUGGUAAAUCAGCACCCAUCAAAAUCCAGAGCAAUGGACGCUCCUCAAAUGGCAAGCAUCAGCAGCAGAUCGAUUCCGAAAUACUGAAGUCAAAGAUACAGGACGCCGAGCACAAGACACUCUGCUCCAUAGACGAGGAUUUCGAGAAUCUAUCGUCGCCACGUGAUUUACCCGAUUCGGUAAACACACGCAUCUCGUUCUACAAUCGUAAGACUAGCCAAAAGACGGUGGAACCGGUGGUGAUUAAGGCCACGCGCACACCCAAGAUAUCGCCAGAGAACUCCUUCCUGGAUACCAACUACACCAACAAGGAGUGCGAGCAGAACAACAACUGUGAGCCCAAGGAGGAGACCGCCAAGGAGGAGCCCUCCAAGAAGGAGGCCGAUCAGGAGGAGCUCGAGCAGGAUCAGGAGCAGACGGUGUUGAAGGAGGAAGUGGUCGAUAACAAGGGCAAUCAGAAGCGCAAUGUGGAUGCAGCCAGUCCAUCGCUGAGCAUUUGCAGUGUGCAAUCGGGCGAUUCUGGCAAGGGAUCCAGCUUGCCGCGCUCGGAGGCGACACGCGUGAAGACCACCUAUGAGUUCCUCUUCCCGAUCAGUCUGAUUGGUCACCUGUACGGCCGCAAGCGGGCGUUUAUUAACCAAAUCAAGGCCAAGACCCUGGCCAGCGUGUCUCUAGGCAAGAAUCCCUACUCGGGCAAGGUGCGCAUCUGUACCAUUGAGGGAACGGAGAGCGAGAUUGAUGCCGCCCUGGCCAUGAUCCGUCAACGUUUGCCGGCCAAGCGCUAUCCGAACUUCACCAUGCAACGCAUCCACUUUGCGCUUCCACAGACCAUAGUUCCUCUUUCGACCGAAAGCCUCUACAAUCUACAACUGAAACUGAUCGAGGGCAUCAACAACGAUGUGGUGGUGAGUGCGGUGCUAUCUGGGUCGCAUAUUUUCAUCCAGCACCCGCUGCAUCCCUCGCAUCCAUCGUUGCCUUUGCUGCAGAAGCAGCUGUACGAUAGCUACUCCACCAUGGAGGCGCCAUUGCUGCCCAGUUUGGAGCUCAGUGCCGUGUGCGUGAUACCCAUCAAUGAUGUGUGGUAUCGCGUCCAGAUUGUCGACACAGACCCCGAGGACGAGGAGCGUUGCGUCAUCAAGUUUCUCGACUUUGGUGGAUACAUGAAUGUCGGCUUCAACACACUGCGACAGAUUCGCACCGAUUUCAUGAAUGUGCCCUUCCAGUCCACCGAAUGCAUCCUGUCCAACAUUGAGCCCAUCGAUGGCACCUGGUCCAUCGAGGCGGCCGAAAUCCUCAACCAACUUACCAAAGGCAUUGUCUUGCAAGCACAAGUCGCCGGCUAUAAUAGUCACAACAUACCAGAAAUCUUUUUAUUCGCAUCCCUAGGUCCCAAUAAUGUAAUCUUUAUCAAUAAGGAGCUGGUCGGCAGAAAGCUCGCAAAUUGGGUGGAGAUGAGUGACUAACAGCCUUAGUGAACAACUCAACUAGCAACCAAGAACUAUAUGAAAACUUAAAAGCAAACUUAAACAACAAUCACUCAAACCCAAAUCAAGCAACUUGGCGGUGCAGCAAAAAAGGAAUGCUUGAGUCUAGCGCAACAGGCUCCAAGAUGCGGAUUCGGAUAAAGGAUUUCGUAUGCAGCUUUUGCAGUUAGCAUGUAGCAUUGUAGCACACAGCAUAUAGCAGUUGCCUGAUUCCAAAAGAACUGGCAAGUGCAGAGGCCUCAACACAAAGAAAAUGAAACGUUUGUUACGUUGUUUAGAUUGCGACUGAGCCCAUGAAGAGAGCCCCUUAAUCAUUACAUAACAAACAACACACACUCGCAUAAUACCCCCACACACACACACCACACACACGCAUAUAUGAGUAAGAGCACCUAACAACACACUAACCCACACAUAUUACACAACAAGGACUGUCCAGAAUUGGAUACCAAAAUGGGGGAAAGUUAGGGAUCAGCUGGGUUAUGCGUUUUGUGACCACAUGGCAACACAUGGGCGGGCGGGCAUGCAACGGAUCGGACUGGAGCUGCAGAUAUUACCAUACUCAGUUUAUAAGUAGGCAUUACUAAAUAAUGUACAUAGAUUUUAUAACGAUAACGAGAGGCGAAACAACAAACAAACAAACAACACACUAAAUAGACCCAACUAAAAUAUCGAGCGUUCAUAAGAUAUAUACAGAUAUACAAAACCUCAGAAACUCUGGAUAGGAAUUAGAGAAAAACCUGACAAAAUUUUAGUUUUAUGCUGCUAUUUGUGCUGAGAUCUGUAAAUAUUAUAUUAGGCCUUUUUAAACAACUGAUAAUAUCUAAUCGUCGAGUUCAUACAUUUACAUGCAUUAUAAAUUUUUUGUUGAUUUGUAUUCGAACUGUAUUCAAAAAACGUAUUCAAAAUUCCCAACCCAACCCAACUCACACCCGCACUAAAGCCACAGAAUGCCUAACAAAGAAAAAGAAACCAUUUAAAAGCGAAUUCUUAAUAAUUAUAUAUGCGUGUGUGCCAUUGUUAGACAACAAACCAACAUUAAACAUAACAAACAUAACAAGCAAAACAACAAACACAGUAAAAAAAAAAAACAAAAUCAGAAAUGGAUACUUUUUCCCCCAAACAAACCCAUUGUAUAUAAAUCCAUUUUGACAGACAAAGAAAUGCAAAAAACAAAUGAGAAACAAUGAUUGUUGCUACCAAAACUAGCCUAUUGAAAAGAAGGAGUGAAAACCUCUAAAUGCCUUUCUUUCAAACUUCUUUUGUAUAUGCAAGAGGAAAAAGAAGCAAGCGAAUUGUUGCAAACUUAUCGCUUAUGCUACCAAUUCUGGGUGUCUAGCCUAGCAGCAAUUUUAGCUAGAAUUGUUCUAAGUGUAGCGCAGCCACAACAACAACAUCAACAACACAUCGAUAAUAACACAAUAACAAAAUAACACACUAAUAAACCAUCAAAGAAACCAACCAUGUUAAUCAUAUUUAUUUUGUUGUGUAUGAAAAAUAGAGUUUUAUUUCAAUUGUAUUUUACAUUGACAUUUACAUUGAUCGGCAGCAACGGAAUUACUAUAAACAUUUAUAAAUCGUUUCAAAAAACAACAAGUUUUCAGGUUCAAUCACAAUUCAGCUUAAUAGUCGUCGUCAUCGUUCUCAUGUCGUCAUCGUCAUAAUUAAAUUACUUAGAUAAUGUAAUGUACAAGUGAUGAUCCACACAAUAUUCAUCUAUUUGGUCAACAUGAAAGACUUGGAGUGUUUUUCUUCUUCAACGGUAGCCUACAAUUAUUAUAGUUAACGCUAUCAUUAAACCAUUAUUAUUAUUAUUAUUAUUAUUAUGAUUACCUCUUUUUUUGCUAUUUGUUUUUAGAUCCUUCUUGAUAAUUAAAGCAACUUCAUUCUAAUUGUUAUCCUAAACUAAAACAACUUUUGGAGUGGCGCGCUGCCCUCCACACUGUAGUGCAAAUUCGUUUAAUGGAUCCUCGUUUUUAAUGUCGUUUAAUGCCUUUGGAAAUUCGAUUCGGUCGGAAGAGAACUACAUUUUAGCCUAUGGAAAACUAAAUACAUAUUAUUGCUUACUUUUAAAUGAAGCAUUCAUCUCGAUGAGGGAGUAGGAGAUUUCAAUUUGCAUGCGCCAGAGUUGUCAACGUGCUCGGUGCUUUAUCGAAUUCAUUGUAGAUUUGUCACUUGUACAAUUGUUGAUAAACUGAUUAACUGAUAACUGAUUUACAGACAUAGAGAUAAUGCAAACACGACA
This is a messenger RNA of Drosophila mauritiana, 4473 nucleotides long. RefSeq names its product A-kinase anchor protein 1, mitochondrial (gene spoon). NCBI's taxonomy places the organism in Eukaryota, Metazoa, Arthropoda, Insecta, Diptera, Drosophilidae. The transcript has 5 exons. The record is from RefSeq and is a predicted model, not a curated record. The coding region runs from base 441 to 2207 and encodes 588 amino acids. Gene Ontology annotation, molecular function: RNA binding.